Selaginella moellendorffii is the source of this 1863-nucleotide messenger RNA. RefSeq names its product pentatricopeptide repeat-containing protein At3g24000, mitochondrial-like. Gene Ontology annotation, molecular function: RNA binding; zinc ion binding; protein binding. Lineage: Eukaryota; Viridiplantae; Streptophyta; Lycopodiopsida; Selaginellales; Selaginellaceae. The record is from RefSeq and is a predicted model, not a curated record. The transcript has a single exon. Gene Ontology annotation, biological process: RNA modification. Bases 1 to 1863 code for a protein of 620 amino acids.
AUGGACGCUGUCUGGAGGUCCAGCUCUUCUCCGCGGCUCACCAGCGAUGUAGCAGUAGUGGGUUCUAGUCCAAGUUUGCGCUGCAGCAGCGACACCACCAAAUGCUACGCCGAGGCGUUGCGAAGAUGCGGGAGCAGCCAGAACCUAUGGGAAGGCAAGAGGCUCCACUUCCUCCUCAAGUCCCGCGGCUACGACGGCGAUACGUUUCUCGGGAAUUUGCUCGUCCAGAUGUAUGGUAAAUGCGGCGAGCUGGAUCAAGCGCGAAGUGCCUUCGACCGGAUAGUCACCAGGAACGUCUUCUCUUGGACAAUCCUCAUCCUCGCCUACUUCCAGAACGGGCUCUUCCGGGACGCUCUCGAUGCCUAUCAGGAGAUGAAGGACGAUAGAGUGGAGCCCGACGACUUCAUCUUCUCCAUCGCCCUGGGUGCCUGUGGAGCGCUCGGAACUGACGCCCUCGAGGAGGGACGGGCGAUUCACUCGCACUUGAUCGUUGCGUCUUCCAGCGGCGGACAAGCAACGCCACCAUCUUUCGGCAAGAGCAGCAUCGUCACAACUGGCUUGCUGGACAUGUAUGCGAAGUGUGGCAGCGUUGAGGAUGCUCGGAGAGCCUUCGACGUGAUGGAGCGCAAAGAUAUCGUUGCCUGGGGAGCUAUCAUCACGGCCUACUCGGAGCACGGAGAUGGAAAGACCACCCUGGAAAUGUUUCGAAAGAUGGAGCUGGACGGAACCAAAGCAAACAUGUACGCUUACUCUGGAGUGCUGGACGCUUGCUCGAGGUUGGGAGCUCUCUCCGAGGGCAUAGCCUUCCACAGCCGGAUCAUCGCUCUUGGAUUGGAAAAGCACCUGGUGGUGGCCACCGCGAUCGUCACCAUGUACUCACGAUGCGGGAGAAUGCACGAAGCCAGGAUCGCAUUCGACACAGUCAAAAAGAAAGAUCUCGUAUGCUGGAACACGCUGCUCGCCGGAUAUGCCCAGCACGGGCAUAGCAACGACGCCCUGCAAUUAUUCCAAGAGAUGGUCAUGGAGUCGUGCGAAAUGAACCGAGUUACCUUUAACAGUAUCUUGCACGCUUGCAGCCACACCGGACUUGUGGAACUGGCCAGGAGUUACUUCGUGUCAAUGACGAUGGAUCACGGCAUUUCCCACGAGGUCGACCACUUCGUGCGCUUGAUUGACGUUCUCGGCCGGGCUGGAUGGGUCACUCAAGCCGAGGAGGUGGUGGACGAGAUGCCUUUCCAGCCGACGAGUGUUAUCUGGGUGACGCUACUCGGUUGUUACAAGAUGCACGGCCGCGUGGAGAGAGCCGAGCUCGUUGCCGAUCGCGUUCUGGAAUUGGAUCCGGCGAAUACCGCUGCGUUUGUGCUCCUCUCCAGUAUCUAUGGCCGAGUUGGGAGGUGGGAUGACGUCCGGAGAAUUCGACGAGCGAUGCAAGAGAGAGGUUGGAAGAAGCUCCCAGGACAAAGUUAUAUCGAGAUUAAGAAUAGGUUGCACGAGUUUGGCACGACCGGCAAGCUGCACCCACAAACUGAUAAACUUAAAGCCGAGUUGGAAAGGCUGGACCGGCAAAUGCAAGAAGCUGGCUAUGUACCUGAUAUGAACGAGGUGCUGAGGGAUGUUGAGACGAUGGAAGAAAAUGUGGAGCAUCUCGGCUAUCACAGCGAAAGAGUUGCUUUAGCUUUUGGUUUGUUGACAACUGAUCCUGGCACCCCGCUUCAAAUCGUCAAGAACUUACGGAUCUGCUCCGAGUGCCAUGCUGCAAUCAAAGUCACUUCCAGGAUCGUCGGCAGAGCUAUAGUUGUAAGAGAUGUAACAUGUUACCAUCACUUUGAGCAUGGACAAUGCUCCUGUAAAGACCACUGGUGA